Messenger RNA from Scleropages formosus (Asian bonytongue), 3513 nucleotides. RefSeq names its product nucleotide-binding oligomerization domain containing 1 (gene nod1). Gene Ontology annotation, molecular function: protein binding. NCBI's taxonomy places the organism in Eukaryota, Metazoa, Chordata, Actinopteri, Osteoglossiformes, Osteoglossidae. The record is from RefSeq and is a predicted model, not a curated record. The transcript has 12 exons. The coding region runs from base 268 to 3102 and encodes 944 amino acids. Gene Ontology annotation, biological process: regulation of apoptotic process.
CAGAAGUAGUUUUCCGAAGGGUCAAAGUACAGGAUACUUCCCCUGCGUGUUCUUGAUAUUAGCAAAGAAACUGAUUGCAUAAGUGGCGCUGAAGUGAAAAGAGCGACGCCCACACUAGUUUCACUUCCUCCUCACCACGUUUGGUAAGUGGCUCGGUGACUAGGUGUUUUGAGUUUACUAGGUGGAGAGUGAUUAAGACUCGAUAAGUACGUGGACUAGAGAUCGACAAGACAGCGUGACUCGCGCACCAGGGGGUUAGUGGAUGCCAUGCCCUGUGGGAUGGCCAUGGACAGGAUCUCUGAGGGUCCCACAUCUACAUGCCGGCUACUCACGGUGCACCGGGAGCUACUCGUGCAGCAGCUUAAGAAUACGCAGUGCAUCCUGGACAACCUGCAGGGGAGUGGCUUCUUCUGCACCGAGGAUGCAGAGAUUGUGAUGCGUGCCACCACCAAAACUGACCGGGUGCGGAGAAUUCUGGAGCUGAUUCAGAGUAAAGGGGAGGAAGCCUGCGAGUAUCUUUUAUACAUUCUGCACAAGGUCUGCGAUACAUAUGUAGAGCUACAUCCUUGGCUGAAGGAGAUCCAGUAUGAGCCCUCUACCUCAAUCCAGAAAAUGCCAGUGGUCAAUACUGAUCCAAUUAGUAAAUACUGUGAGAAGCUGCGUCAUGAACUGGGACGCGACACCCGCUUCAUUGUUUCCUACUCUCAGAAAGAAGAGACUCUGCUGGAGGAUUUUUACACAGACACCCUGAUGGAGCUCCUUAGUGAGAGGAACGAAAGCCUUGGUUACCUGAAUGGCCUGGAGCAGCUCUUGGACAACACUGGAGUGUUCAACCCACAUGCCGAGACCAAUUUAAUCACAGGAGAUGCUGGAGUGGGCAAGUCCAUUUUACUUCAGAAGCUCCAGAACCUAUGGUCCAAGAGGGAGUUGAACACUGGGGCCAAGUUCCUCUUCAAGUUUCGCUGUAGGAUGUUUGGUUCAUUCAAAGAAACGGACAGGAUUUCAUUGAAAGACCUUCUCUUUAAGUAUAACUGCUACCCAGACAGUGAUCCAGAUGAGGAAGUCUUCAGCUAUAUCCAAAAGUUCCCCAACACAGUGCUUUUCACUUUUGAUGGCUAUGAUGAGAUCCACAGUGCUUUUAACCUGAGGAACAUACCUGAGGUGGUGUGCCCAGAAGAAAAGGUCCACCCGCUUCUCCUACUGAUGAACCUUCUUAGUGGGAAGUUACUCAAGGGAUCCCAGAAAAUCAUGACUGCCAGGACCGGGACUGAGAUUGAGAGCCGAGUGUUGAGGAAAAAAGUGUUCCUGAAAGGUUUCUCCCCAGAGCACCUACGGCAAUACACAGCACUGCACUUCCAAGAGAGGCAAUACCGAGACCUGGUGACUUUGCAGCUGGAUGCCAGCCCUCAUCUCUGCAGUCUGUGCUCCAUUCCCCUCUUUUGCUGGAUUAUAUUCAAAAGCUUUAAGUACUUCCAUGCCAAGUAUGACAACUUUGAACUGCCUGACAAUGGUGUCACACUUACCAAGGUCUUCCUGCUUUUGCUGGAGGUCUUUUUGAGCCGUUCGUCCAGCCCUGGCUUGCUACAGCGGAGCACUCGGUGCACAGCAGAGACAUUCAAGGCUGGUUGUCGCACUCUGGUGGCAUUUUCUAAGCUAGCUCUCCUUGGGAUGCGGAAAAACAGCUUUGUUUUCAGCCAUGAAGAAGUUGCAUUCUGUGGAAUCGGCCAAGACGACCUGCAUAUGGGCUUCCUUAGGCCAGUUAAUCACUAUGAUGCCUGUGGAAGCGUGGCUAUGUAUGAGUUCCUUCACAUGACUCUACAGUCCUUCAUGGCUGCCUUUUGCCUUGUGCUAGAUGAGAGCAUCCACUCUGGAGGAAUCCUAGAGUUCUUCUCUGAGUGCGAGUACCAGAAAGUUUCCAGGAUCCCAUGCAUCUCUUGUCUGCAGAGCAACCGGCCCCGUGGCACGGACCCAUUCCAGGUCAACGAUCACCUACAGUUCACUAAUCUCUUCCUCUGUGGGCUGCUCUCCAAGCCCAAUGUGGCCCUGCUGGAGCAACUGCUGCUUCCAGGUUCCCUGAAUAAAAGGCGGGGUAUCCUCAAGUCCUACCUCUCCCAAACUGUGAAAUUGCACUUGAGGGGCCUCCCACGGCACACCACUGACACUGAAGGCAGUAAGGUACAUGUGAUGCCCAACUUCCUGUGGGCAUUGCGCUGCAUUUUUGAGCUGGCCAGUGAUGAUGUAGCCAAAUUGGCAGCCAGGGGCAUCUCGGCCAACUACAUCAAGCUGGCAUACUGCAAUAUGUUCUCGGCCGACUGUAGCGCCCUCAACUUUGUGCUGCACCACCAUCACAAAUGCCUUGGAGUGGACAUGGACAACAAUAACAUCAGUGACUAUGGAGUGAAGCAGCUUCGGCCAUCCUUCUGUAAAAUGACUGCAGUAAGAUUGUGUGUCAACCAGAUAACAGACAACAGCCUAGAAGUACUGGCAGAAGAGCUGGUAAAGUACAAAGUGGUUAAGGUUCUGGGUCUUUACAAGAAUCAGAUCACUGAUGUGGGAGCUAAACUGGUUGCUCAGAUCAUUGAGGAGUGUCCUCAUCUCAGAAUAGUCAAACUCGGUGGCAACAAGAUCACGAGUGUCGGGGGAAAGUACUUGGCCAAAGCCAUUCAAAAGAGCAAGUCCAUCUUUGAUGUUGGGAUGUGGGGCAACUCCAUUGGGGACGAGGGGGCUGAAGCAUUUGCACAGGCUCUGAGGAACCACCCGAGUCUGACAAACCUCAGCCUCUCUGCCAAUGGCAUAACCUCGAAGGGGGGAAGGAGCCUGGCCGCUGCACUCAAGGAGAACACAUCCGUUCACAUCUUUUGGCUGGUCCAGAAUGAGCUCACAGAUGAUGUGGCACCAGACCUGGCGGAAGCUGUGCUGGUCAAUACUGGAUUAACUCACCUUUGGUUAAUUGACAACCAUCUGACAGUGCAAGGAGCACAGCAUCUAGCUGAGGCUCUAUCUCACAACACCACCCUGAAAGAGAUCUGUAUGAAGGGAAACCUAGUCUCAGAGAACGAGCAGCAGCAGUUUGUGGAGGAGAAAAGGCUGCGCUUCAGCUGAUUGUGUGACAAGUACAGGGCUGUGGAAGUGCAUUCAUGCAGGUGGACUGUGGACUGGAUGGGACAGCAAGGGUUCAAGAGCUGGGACACACACUAACAUCAAUUUGUACACACCGAGAGGAUGCUGUGUAAGAGCAACACACUUUUUAAUAUUGAAUGUAUUUGUACAAUACUCUCAUUUAUUGCUUCAGUAUUUGUUAUAGUGCAUUGUCAGAAUGCUCUUCAACUGUAAGCUGUUAAGGACAAAAGUAGAUGCAAAUACAUAAAUGUAAAUAGACACAGAUGUUUUGUUGUAAUGUGAAAAACAUUUUUUCAAUGUAUAAUAGCACUAAAAGUGACUUUUAACUGGUGUUCCUUUUGAUUAACAGUUUUAUAAAGAAUAAUUGUAUAUUAUCAUUUUAAAAUAUAGUAA